UCGGCGCUGCCCCGGGUCGCGUGGGGGAAGGGCCGCGGGCCGCAGGGGGUGAGUGCGCUCCGGGAACAUGACGGCGGCGGACCUCCCCCAGAUCCCCGACGUGGACAUCGACUCCGACGGCGUCUUCAAGUAUGUGCUGAUUCGAGUCCACGCGGUGCCGCCCUCCGGGGCCCCGGCCGGGGAGAGCAAAGAGAUCGUUCGCGGCUACAAGUGGGCCGAGUACCACGCGGACAUCUAUGACAAGGUAUCAGGCGAGAUGCAGAAGAAAGGCUAUGACUGCGUGUGCCUGGGGGGCGGGCGCAUCUCCCACCAGAGCCAGGACAAGAAGAUCCAUGUGUACGGCUACUCCAUGGGUUACGGUCGUGCCCAGCACUCAGUCUCCACUGAGAAGAUCAAAGCCAGGUACCCUGACUACGAGGUCACCUGGGCCGACGACGGCUACUGAGGCCCACCUGAGGCCAGCCACCUCCAGCGGCCCACUUGGAACUCUGUUCUCAAGGCCGCCUCCCAAGAGGCUGGGCUGCACCCCCUGGCGCUUUGCCACCCUGGCCAGGCCUCAGUGCCCGGGGUUACCUCUCUGGGGAGAAUUAAAAGCAUCGUCACCUCCGCUGGUCCCUGAA
Messenger RNA from Delphinapterus leucas (beluga whale), 620 nucleotides. RefSeq names its product phosphohistidine phosphatase 1 (gene PHPT1). The record is from RefSeq and is a predicted model, not a curated record. NCBI's taxonomy places the organism in Eukaryota, Metazoa, Chordata, Mammalia, Artiodactyla, Monodontidae. Gene Ontology annotation, biological process: peptidyl-histidine dephosphorylation. Gene Ontology annotation, molecular function: protein histidine phosphatase activity. Gene Ontology annotation, cellular component: cytosol.